Molecule: messenger RNA, 1204 nt
Organism: Agrilus planipennis (emerald ash borer)
Lineage: Eukaryota; Metazoa; Arthropoda; Insecta; Coleoptera; Buprestidae
Product: ankyrin repeat domain-containing protein 40
Exons: 4
Coding region: 294-1046 (250 amino acids)
Molecular function (GO): protein binding
Source: RefSeq, a predicted model, not a curated record
ACCUAUGCCACUGCCUAGCGUAGCAUCCUAACCUCUUCUGUCAUUCUUUUUCAGUUUGUGACUUCUACUCGAUUUUGAUUAAGUAUAAUAACAAUAAUAGCCACAAUUAUGUUUAAAUAACUUGACCUGAUGAACAUGCAACAUUAAUAAAUAUUAUAAUAAGUUGCAUCUGUUAAUUUUAGUGAUAUAAUGUCCGGCAAGAGGAAGAAUGCCCAUAGUGCACUACUGUGCUUUAAAAAAAGUGAGUAAAAACCAAUAAAAUAGAUAACCGUCAAUUUUAAAUUAGUCUUUCAAUGGCCAAUGUUUUCGAAGAAAACCUAAGAGAAGCAUCUUGUGUGGGUGAUAUUGAAGCUGUUGAAUCGCUUUUAAAACACAAUGUCGAUAUAAAUUCCAAGAACGCCGUAAAUGGAUGGACUGCUUUACAUUGGGCUUGUAAACGUGGCAACGAAGAUGUUGUGAAGAUAUUAAUGAACAACGGUGCAGAUCCUAAGGUGGAAACUUUUAAGGGAGAGACUGCGGCACAUUUAUGUUCAAAUUCAAGCAUAUUAGCUUUAUUAGGUAUAUCCGAUGAUUCUGCAAUAAGUAGUAGCAGUUCUAAUAGCGAAGAUAACAAAUUAAGUAUAAUUCCAAACUAUUUAAGAAAUCCCCCCGUCAAUCCACAGGUUGAUAUUGGAAAUAGAACAAGAAGCCGUCACAGCGUUAUCAGUAAUAUGCCUACCACAAUGUUGCCGGCAGUUCAGGCAGAUGAUCUAGUACUGAAGGUAAGAAUUGCAAAUUCUUCUGAUCCUGAUUAUAUUGAAGUGGAACUUCCGCGAUGGAAACUCACUUAUUCUACCCUUUUGAAUGUUUGCUGCGAAGAAUUGCAGAUACAACCGAGUUUGGUGGAGAGAAUAAGGAAGUUACCAAAUACGCGUCUCAGAAAAGACAGUGAUGUGAAAAGACUGACCGAAUUUCAAUGUCUCGAAAUUGUUAUAAAGACGAGAGAAAAAGUUUGCAACGGUUUUCAAAGUAUCUCAACAUGUAAAGAUCAGACUAUUCUAUAUUAGCUAAGAAAACAUAAUUGUAAGCAAUAACAAAAUGUUUUAGUAAAUGAUACUUAAGUAAGCUAUGAUAAUUUGCUUAUUUAUUUGCUUGUAACUGCACUAUUUUGUUAUUUGAUGUUGCAUCACAUUAAUUAGCAAAAAUAAAGGUAUCUUUAGUCUAA